Chenopodium quinoa (quinoa) is the source of this 2634-nucleotide messenger RNA. Its product is annotated as cycloartenol synthase 2-like. The record is from RefSeq and is a predicted model, not a curated record. The transcript is spliced from 19 exons. The coding region runs from base 183 to 2453 and encodes 756 amino acids. Gene Ontology annotation, molecular function: intramolecular transferase activity. Gene Ontology annotation, cellular component: lipid droplet. Gene Ontology annotation, biological process: triterpenoid biosynthetic process. NCBI's taxonomy places the organism in Eukaryota, Viridiplantae, Streptophyta, Magnoliopsida, Caryophyllales, Amaranthaceae.
AAUUUAAAUUUAAUCCUAACUUUUAUUUUAAGUUCUCAAAAUACUCUGUUGAAUCAUCAUCAUCAUUUUAUUCAUAUAUUACUGACGUUACCUUGAUUUCAGAAUCACAGAUACUUCAUCACUUCACGAGUCAUUGACUGCACACACCCCUUUUGAGAUCCUGACGUUUUCACCGAGUAGAAAUGUGGAAGUUGAAGAUAGCAGAAGGGGGUAGCCCUUGGCUAAGGACUACAAACAAUCAUGUUGGUAGGCAAGUCUGGGAGUUCGACCCAAAUCUUGGAACUCCUGAACAAAUUAAAGAGAUCGAGGAUGCUCGUGAAAACUACUGGAAGAACCGUUUUGAACAAAAGCACAGUUCAGAUUUACUUAUGCGAAUGCAGUUGACCCAGGAAAAUACGAGUAAUGCUGUCUUACCUCAAGUCAAAGUCAAAGAUGAAGAUGAAAUUACAGAGGAAGUUGUUGCCACCACUCUGAGAAGGGCUCUCAACUCUUAUUCCACUCUUCAGGUGCAUGAUGGGCACUGGCCUGGUGAUUAUGGUGGUCCUAUGUUCCUGAUGCCUGGUUUGGUAAUUACUUUGUCAAUUACCGGAGCUCUAAAUGCAGUCUUAUCAGAAGAGCACCAAAAGGAAAUGCGUCGUUACCUCUACAACCAUCAGAACCGAGAUGGUGGGUGGGGUUUGCACAUUGAAGGUCACAGUACCAUGUUUGGUACUGUUUUGACGUAUGUUACCUUAAGGUUGCUUGGUGAAGGAGCUGAUGAUGGUGAUGGUGCAAUGGAGAGGGGACGCAAAUGGAUUUUGGAACAUGGAAGUGCCACUGCAAUCACAUCAUGGGGGAAAAUGUGGCUUUCAGUUCUCGGGGUCUUUGAUUGGGCCGGGAAUAACCCAAUGCCUCCAGAGUUAUGGCUUCUACCGUAUAUUCUUCCUAUUCAUCCAGGAAGAAUGUGGUGUCACUGUCGAAUGGUUUAUUUGCCUAUGUCAUACUUAUAUGGAAAGAGAUUUGUGGGUCCUAUAACACCAACAGUUUUGUCAUUGCGAAGAGAGCUAUUCAAUAUCCCAUAUCAUGAAGUAGAUUGGGAUCAAGCCCGUAAUGAAUGUGCUAAGGAAGAUCUAUACUAUCCCCACCCCUUAGUACAGGAUAUACUUUGGGCAUCCCUUCACAAGGUUGUGGAACCUAUUUUGAUGCGAUGGCCAGGAAAAAAGUUGAGAGAAAAGGCACUUUCCACUGUCAUGGAGCACAUACACUAUGAAGAUGAGAACACUCGGUAUAUAUGCAUUGGGCCUGUAAACAAGGUGUUAAAUAUGCUUUGUUGUUGGGUAGAAGAUCCAAAUUCAGAGGCUUUCAAGCUACAUCUUCCCCGAAUUCCUGAUUUUCUUUGGGUUGCAGAGGAUGGCAUGAAAAUGCAGGGUUACAAUGGUAGCCAAUUAUGGGAUACGUCUUUUAUUGUUCAAGCAAUUUUAGCAACAAAUCUUGGAGAAGAAUAUGGGGUAACUCUUAAAAAAGCACAUAAUUUUAUAAAAGACUCACAGGUUAUGGAAGAUUGUCCUGGGGAUCUUAGUUAUUGGUAUCGCCAUAUCUCUAAAGGGGCUUGGCCUUUCUCUACUGCGGAUCACGGAUGGCCCAUUUCGGAUUGUACAGCAGAAGGAUUGAAAGCUGCUCUUUUAUUAUCAAAAUAUCCUUCAGAUAUAGUUGGUGAGCCAUUAGAAGUGAAGGGUCUUUAUGAUGCUGUAAAUGUAAUUCUUUCAUUACAGAAUGAGGAUGGAGGGUUUGCAACAUAUGAACUUACACGAUCCUACCCUUGGUUAGAGUUACUAAAUCCAGCUGAAACCUUUGGUGACAUCGUCAUUGAUUAUCCUUAUGUUGAGUGUACUUCAGCUGCUAUUCAAGCCCUAGUUUCAUUCAAAAGAUUGUAUCCUGGUCAUAGAAGAGAAGAGAUAGAGAAUUGCAUCAAACAGGCUGUUAGGUUUAUCGAAAAGAUACAAGCAGCAGACGGUUCAUGGUAUGGCUCCUGGGCAGUCUGCUUUACAUAUGGAACAUGGUUUGGGGUCCUAGGAUUGAUUGCAGCUGGAAAGAACUAUGACAACUGCCCCAGCAUUCGUAAAGCCUGUGAUUAUUUGUUAUCUAAACAGCUUUCUUCAGGUGGCUGGGGAGAGAGCUAUUUGUCAUGUCAGAACAAGGUAUACACAAAUAUCGAGGGCGACAAAGCUCAUGUAGUGAAUACAGGAUGGGCAAUGCUGGCUCUAAUUGGUGCUGGGCAGGCUGAGAGAGAUCCAGUGGUGUUGCAUCGAGCAGCUAAAGUUUUGAUAAAUUCUCAAAUGCCAAAUGGAGAUUUUCCACAGCAGGAGAUUAUGGGUGUUUUCAAUAGGAAUUGCAUGAUUACUUACGCUGCAUACAGAAAUAUCUUCCCGAUUUGGGCACUUGGUGAAUAUCGCACUAAGGUGCUUAAGAACUGAUGACAGUAUGCCAAUAUCAUCAAAUAAUGUUAUUCCAUGCUUUGUAUUGUUUGAAACUUGAAGGCUGAGUUAGAGUUUCCUUGCACUUCAAUUAGAAGCUGCCACUAUUUCAUAAAAUCAUGUGUACAAAAAUAAUUAUUCUACCCCCAUUUCAAAUGGAAAUUAUUUAUUCUUUCUAGUA